Molecule: messenger RNA, 2392 nt
Organism: Camponotus floridanus (Florida carpenter ant)
Lineage: Eukaryota; Metazoa; Arthropoda; Insecta; Hymenoptera; Formicidae
Gene: Zw10
Product: centromere/kinetochore protein zw10 homolog
Exons: 10
Coding region: 165-2339 (724 amino acids)
Biological process (GO): endoplasmic reticulum to Golgi vesicle-mediated transport; mitotic spindle assembly checkpoint signaling; mitotic cell cycle
Cellular component (GO): nucleus; RZZ complex; chromosome, centromeric region
Source: RefSeq, a predicted model, not a curated record
AAAUGGCUGCCUUUGUAUCAUCUUCAACAUUGCUGUUAGUAGUUUAAUAUAAAUAUGUAUAGAAAUCUGUGAUUCCUGUGUAUUUUUAAGAUACACGAAGUAAUCAAAUUGCGAUCACAGAAAAAGUGUUUGAUAUUUGUAUUAAAUUUCUUAUAUAUAUAUAUAUGUCAAAUAUGACAUCGUUUGUAGCAGAUGUAUUAACUACAGCAGGGAAGUUUGAAAUAGUAAAUCUUCAAAAAAAUAUUGCUGAAAUACAGAAACAAAUGACAAAACUAGAAUAUGAAGUUAAAGAUUUUAUGGAUGACAAUUAUGUUGAAUUCAGUGCAAAAUUGACAAGAGAUGUGCACUUAGUUAAGAAGACUGAGCAACUAUUGAAAGAGAUGGAUACUUUGCAGAACAGAAUAAACGAUCAAGUUAAAAUAGAGUUGCCUGGUUUGACAAAAGAAUUGAAAACUCUCUCUCAAAAGUUAAAAGAAUCAAACAUUAGCUUAAAAUUGUCUCAUCAGUUGAUAAAUUUAUAUGAAUAUAUAAAAUCCAUAAGGGAAAUGCAAGAAGAAAAACGAUAUAUCGAUACUGCAAAAACUCUGUGGCAAAUACAAUCUUUAUUGGAUAAUCCCCAUAGUUGUCUGCAAGAUCUUGAUAUAUAUAUGGCAAUCAAAGAUGAAUAUUGCAAUCUCUUCCGUUCAUACUCACUAGAAGUGUCUCAACUCUUACAUGAUUGUAUUUGUUGGAAUAAUGAUGUGAAAGAUAGCAAAACAAUUAUUUCUAUUACUAUCAAAAGUGAACAUGAUAACAUACAGGAAUUAAUACAAGCAUUGCAUAUCAUCAAUAAUCUUGACAACUUCUUGCAAAAAUUUUUAAUGAACUUGAUGAAUCAUGUUAUUAAUCCUAUCAUUCAUGAUCAUUGUUCAGUAUAUGUUAUCAAGGAGAGAGUGUUUACCAUCGAAAUAUUGGAGAAAAAAAAGAUGCCAUGUUUCAAAAGUGUACUGUAUAAUUUAAAACUGCUCUUUAAAUUUCUUCAUCAACAUCUGAAUUUAACAGUUACAGAUAACGAAACAUUUCUGAAAAAAAUGCAACCACAUUUGCUGAAGCAAUUAUCUCAUUCUUUAACAACAGAUUGUAUUUCAUAUACCAUUCCAACUUCUAAUGCAAAUCUAAAGAAUUUCGAGCCUGUUGUCGAAGCGAUUAAUGAAUUUCAAGAUUAUUUAGUAGAAAUCGAAUUUCUUUCUAAGGACGAGCUCUUUUUAUCAGAGUAUACAAAUAAUAUUGAUAAACUUUUUAUUGAUAGAAUGUGUCAGGAUUUACUAGUUAAAGCUAGAAAUAUAAUGAAGAAAGAUCUACAUGAUUCUAUUCGAUGUGAGCUACAGGAACCACCUUCAUUUAUCAAUAAAGCAUUUAAAAAUAGUUAUGAAUUAUUGAAUGAAAAAACAUUAAAGGAUAUGUCAUUUUAUUUACCGAAAUGUCAAAUCAGCAAAAGCGUACAAGAAAUAUUGGAGUUAGCAAGGACAAUAUUAGAUGAAGCUUGCAAUAGUUCGGAUGCUUGUGCUAGUAGAUUAUUUUAUACAUGUAGAAAUAUAUUCGAAAUGUAUGUUGGUUUGGUGCCCGAACAUCAUAAAAAAUUUUUAGAAACGAUACCACAGCAAAUUGCUCUGUUUCAUAAUAAUUGUAUGUAUCUUGCUCAUCAUCUACUUACAUUGGCACAUGAAUAUAAAGAUAAAUUCCCGAAAAAUUUACAAAAAAUGAAUUUUACAUUUUCGGAUCAAGUCGUGAUAUUCCGAGAAGUUGGUUCGCAAUAUUUUUUAGAACACAUGAAAUAUCAAAAAAAUAUAAUUUUUGACAUCAUCAAGGACUCAGGUUUUUCGGGAUUGGGACAAACAUCUGAGUUACAUCCUAGCACCGAGCGUGCAUUGAGACAAUGCAUCAGACAAUUGGAAUUAUUAAAAACUGUUUGGCUAGACGUAUUACCUGUAAACAUUUAUUGCAAAGCUGUUGGAUGUAUAACAAAUUCUAUGAUUGACGAUUUAAUAUCAAAAGUUAUAACUGUUGAAGAUAUUCCAGCUGAUGUAGCAACAGAACUGGUAACUUUAUUCAAUAUGGUGGUAAAACGAACACCACAGAUAUUUCCUGAUCAACAGAUACAACAGCAUGUACGAAAAUGGGGGAAAUUUUUGGAAUUAAUUAAGAUACUUGGUGCAUCAUUGAAAGAAAUCGAAAUUAGAUGGGGAAAUGGGAAAGGAUUGUUAGCACAAGAAUUCACUGCUGCACAAGUUAAACAACUGAUUCGAGCAUUAUUCCAAAACACUGAACGAAGAUCUAAUCUUUUAGCCUCUAUAAGAUAAAAAGAUAUGUAUAAAAUAUCUAUCAAAUAUGUACAAAAAUUUUAAAUGUAUAA